Messenger RNA from Alligator sinensis (Chinese alligator), 1009 nucleotides. RefSeq lists its product as uncharacterized. Gene Ontology annotation, cellular component: mitochondrial inner membrane. The record is from RefSeq and is a predicted model, not a curated record. Gene Ontology annotation, biological process: mitochondrial electron transport, cytochrome c to oxygen. NCBI's taxonomy places the organism in Eukaryota, Metazoa, Chordata, Crocodylia, Alligatoridae.
GCAUGCUGCGGACUAAUGAUAGCUACCACCGGCAAGAACAAACGCAGGGCGCUAAGCGGCCCUUCCUGUCAACACUGCGGCCUUGCUUCCACUUCGGCGCGAAAACGCAUCGGUCUCCGCCGCCCGCAAAGACAACGCCAGGCGACGCCCUCAACAGGGCUUGCCCUUCAACUGCCCUACUUCAAGAUGGCCGCCGGCUACGCCCCUUGCGGUUCGCCCGCGUCACGUGGCGGGGGGGGGUUGUCCUCCCGGCGCCGCCAUAGCCCGGCCCCCUUUCGCCCGGGUCUCGGCGCGUGGUACCCCCGCCGGGUCUCGGCCGCCGCUGCGGUGCGAGCUCCGGGCCCGGCCGCUGCACCUGCCCCAUCAAGGUUAUGGGGCGUGGGCCGCGCCCGGGUCGCAGGUUCCGACCUGGGGUUGCUGCAGCUGGUGCUAGGGCUGGGGCGGGCCCUGCUCUGCUGUGGUAUCGGAGGCCUCCAGCAGGAAGCUGUAUUGCCUGCUCACUGCUACUCCCAUGAGGCACAUGAAUCAGAUGAAGAAUUUGAUGCUCGUUGGGUAACGUACUUCAACAAACCAGAUAUUGAUGCCUGGGAGCUAAGGAAAGGCAUGAAUACACUGGUGAGUUAUGAUCUGGUUCCAGAACCAAAAAUCAUUGAUGCUGCGUUGAGAGCGUGCAGACGGUUAAAUGACUUUGCUAGUGCAGUCCGCAUCUUAGAAGCUAUAAAGGAUAAGGCAGGACCUCACAAGGAAAUCUACCCUUAUGUUAUCCAGGAACUUAGACCAACUUUGAACGAAUUGGGAAUCUCCACUCCAGAGGAACUGGGCUUGGACAAAGCAUAAAUCUUAUUGAUGGGUUGCCUGUGCAUUUUAUUAAUGCUACCUGAUUGUACAGUUGCCUGGAGAGACAGAUGUUAAAAUAUUACCUUAUUUGAAAUUACUUCUUCCUUUAUUGAGUCACAAUGUAUGUGAUUUGAACUUGAACCUAAUAAAGGAGAAACUGGUUUGAACUGAA